CACAAUACCACACCUAAUUCCCAAUCUUAGUGGCUUCUGAUUUGCUGCUGAGCAAACACCAAAGAUGAUGAAGGCUGUGCUUCUGGGAUGCCUGCUAGGGCUUCUUUGGGGCUCUCCAAUUCAAGCUGAUGUCCCUGUUCAGGCCAACUUUGACAACAACAAGUUUCAGGGCGUCUGGUACAUGAUUGCCGCAGCAUCUGAUGACAAGGACUUUUUGGCUAUGAAGGACAGUAUGAAGAUGCCAAUCAGUUUUGUGACUCCUCUGGCCAAUGGAGACUUGUCUGUCAAGACCGGCUACCCAAGGCCUGAUGGGAAGUGCCAGAAAGUGGAUGCCACCUUCAUCAAGGGCGCAAUGUCAGGACAAUUCAGCAAUCCAGAAAUGGGCCAAGAGGACAUCCGAGUGGUGAACACUGACUACAAGCAUUUUGCCAUUCUGUGGAUUAAGAUGAACAAAGCGGGUGUUAAGAAAGACAUGCUCCAGUUGUACUGCCGAGCUCCAGAGCUCUUUGCUGAAGGUGCACAAAAGAUGCAGAUGUUGGCACCCAAAGUAAACCUGAACCCCAGCCAGGGUGCCAUUUUCCUUAAAUCAGAUGAGUGUAGCAAGGCCCUCCCCAAGUGACAGCUGACAGAGCCCUUGUUGGAGUUUGUCUGAAGCUUCAGCAGUCACCCUCCUACUUGCCCACUUUCUCCCCACCCCUGCAUUGCCCCAGGCUGAGACUUUUCUUUUCCCUCCAGAAUCUUCCUUACCACCCAAAUAAAGUGAUGCUGUGAAAA
Monodelphis domestica (gray short-tailed opossum) is the source of this 774-nucleotide messenger RNA. It is a transcript of the gene LCNL1, whose product is annotated as lipocalin like 1. The record is from RefSeq and is a predicted model, not a curated record. Lineage: Eukaryota; Metazoa; Chordata; Mammalia; Didelphimorphia; Didelphidae. Gene Ontology annotation, molecular function: small molecule binding.